UCUCUCUCUCUAAAGGUCGAGUGAGAAAGAGAGAGACACGGUCAGUUCGGCCGUAGAAUGAGAAAAAGAAUCAGCUCCUAUACCAUGAGAGAUCCGCGCUGUCCACGCCAAUAGACCGAUAAGAACGAAAUGGAUCAGUCGCCCCUCAACACGCAGCCCUCGUGUCGCCGCCCCACAACCGUUUCAAACCCAUUAACUCCCUCUCUCUGUAACCAGAGGCGUUUUCUCUCUCUAAAAUGGCGUUGAUAGGAGGAACAAGGAGGAUCAGAAGAGAGAGAAGAAGAAGAUGGUAAGGAAGUCGAUGGGGAAAUUACUGGUUGCCAUGGAUUUCAACUGGCGACUCGUUCUCUUCGUCCUCAUGCCCCUUUUCCUCUUCCUCAUCCUCCUCUACUCAUUCUCUCUCUCUAACGCCAACAAUCCAUUCUUUCUCUCUCUAAAACGUAACCCCUCAUGGAACCCCAAGGGCGCCCAGAACCACCCUCCGCCGGUGCCAAGAGAGAAGAGCGAGAAGAUGAGUGAGAAAGAAGAGAAGAAGAAGAGAGAGAUAGGGAGAAUCGCGAUCUGCUUGGUGGGUGGAGCGAGAAGGUUCGAAUUGACGGGUCCUUCUCUUUUACAGAGAGUGAUUGGGGUUUACAGAGAGAAUUCAGAUAUUUUUGUGCACGCCCCACUUGACAAAAACUCAUACAAGCUCUCAUUCCUUAGACGAGCUCCACACAUUGCAGGGGUUCGAAUAUUUGAGCCCCAACCAAUACCAGAGACCAUAGAGCAAGCUCAGGUCCUCACCUCCAAUGGCUCACCCAAUGGAAUACAGGGCCUCUUGCAAUACUUCAACCUGGUGGAGGGCUGCCUGACCAUGAUCGACAAGCACCAGCUCGAGAGCGGCUUCCGUUAUGACUGGGUGGUGCGCACACGCCUCGACUCCUUCUGGUCCGCCCCACUCUCCCCUUCCCAUUUCCUCUCCCGUAAAUAUGUUGUUCCCAUUGGCUCCCAAUUCGGAGGCCUCAACGAUCGGCUCGGCAUUGGUGACCUCGACACAUCGCGCACUGCCCUUUCGCGCCUCUCCCUUAUCCCUACGCUCUACGAAGCAGGCCUCCGAACCCUGAACUCUGAGUCCGCCUUCAAAGCCCAAUUUUUGACAAAAAACAUGAGUUUUGUGAUGCAUACAUUGCCCUUCUGCAUAAUCAGUGAUCGCAGAUACUCGUUCCCUCCCGCAAGAUACGGCGUGCCUGUGGCGGCAAUCGGGAGCAAGCGGCCAUUGAGUGGAGCCAAGUGUAGGCCCUGUAAGCCAGUUUGUAAGGGACCGUGCGUAGGGGAUAUUUUGGGGAAUUUAGAGAGGGGAUGGAGCUGGACGGAGUGGGAGGGCGGGGGGCUGGAGCUUUGCGAUGCUUCGGGAGCGUGGGAGGAGGGGUGGGAGGAGGUGUUCGAUAAGGUGGCCGGGAAGUCCCUUGCGAAAGCUAGGAAGAAGAUCAAGGGGUUGACAGUUGAGAGCUGCGUCGCAGAUUUUGAGGCGAUGAGGAGGAAGGCGGCCGAUUGGGAUUCACCAUCAGUGGAGAGGAUUUGCAGGAUGGGGCUGGAAUAGGUGUGAAGUAAUUUGGAAUUCCAGCAAGUUUUGGGGACUGAUCUUCAAUUUCCGGCGAAGACUCGGGCACUGAUUCAUUCGCUAGUUUUCGAGCACUGAUCUCGAAUUUCUGCACAGCUUUAAGGUUCAAAAUACAAGACUCCAUCAUUUACGUGGAAUGAACAUGGUUGACAUUCUUCUCUCUGAUAAUUCUCUGCGUUUUGUGGGAAAAUUGGUUGCUUAAUCUCUGCAUAAGCGUUGAUUUGAUUCAGGUAUGCCCCUUCUUUAGAGAAAAAUCUGUCUGCUUCCUUUUGAUUCUUAAUUAGGCAAUUAACUUCAAAGUUCAAUCUCCAUAUGUGUUUCACUUCAAAGUUCAAAGUUCUAUCUGAUUAUUAUUUUUGGCAGUCAACAAGAUUAGAUUUUUUUAUUUUUAAUGAGAAAAUAACUUCAGUAUUCACCUGUCUGUCUCAAGGAAGCGUAUUCUUUUUUUUCUUUUCAGUGAACAAGAUUAAAUUAUGUUUGAUUUUUAAUUAGACUAACUUCCAAGGUCGAUACCCAUGUGUCUCUCACUUUCCUUUCGAGGAAUAUUUUCAAAUGAACAAGAUUGGAUUCUUCUUGUCAAAAAAAAUUGGAUUAUGUUU
Amborella trichopoda is the source of this 2199-nucleotide messenger RNA. The record is from RefSeq and is a predicted model, not a curated record. NCBI's taxonomy places the organism in Eukaryota, Viridiplantae, Streptophyta, Magnoliopsida, Amborellales, Amborellaceae.